UAUAUAAAUAUUAUAUGUUAAGAGUUCGUAUAAAUUUAUUUGAUUCUCUGUAUUAUCGUUGUACUAUCAUUUUAACAAUCUUUAAGUAUUUUUCUAGUUAAUUACAUUGUACUUGUUAAUUAAAUUAACAUGUGUACUGCAAAAGUCUACACUAAGAAACAUGUGGAACCUACGUUCAUGAAAAAACUUAACAACUUCAUUCUAAGUUUGUUAAAAUGCCUUUUCAUUGAAUUCCACAGUUUAUUCGAUUAUGUAGUAACUUUUAUAUUUGAAUUAUGUUACGGGAGACAUGUAAGUAAAAUACCACCUGUUACGAAUCCUCUACUGCUGGAAAGUGCAUCUAAAUUAGCGGAGAAGAUUAGAUCAAAAGAGAUAAAGGCUGAAGUAGUCGUAAAAGCUUUUAUUGAAAGAUGUAAAGAAGUUGACAAAUACAUCCAUGCAAUAGUAGAAGAUAGAUUUAAAGAAGCAAUAGAAGAUGCUAAACAAAUUGAUUUUGAAUUAGAUGCCUAUAAAAAUAUGGAUGAUUUGAUACAACAAAAACCAUUUUUAGGUGUUCCAUAUACAACUAAAGAAAGUAUCAAAGCGGAAGGUUUAUUGCACACUAUGGGGAUGCUUAAUCGUAAAAAUCAUCGUUCAAAUGCAGAUGCAACAGUCGUUCAUAAUAUGAGGAGAGCUGGUGGUAUACUUAUUGCUAAAACAAACGUUCCAGAACUUAAUCAAUGGGUUGAAACGAGAAACAUCCUGUAUGGUCAGACAUGUAAUCCUUACAAUACAACCAGAACAGUUGGUGGAAGUAGCGGUGGUGAAGGUGCUAUUAUUGCGUCUUGUGGUUCAGCUAUAUCAAUUGGAAGCGAUAUAGGCGGAUCUACCAGACUUCCAGCAUUUUACAACGGAGUAUUUGGACUGAAACCUAGUGAAGGAGUGACAUCUUUGAAAGGAGUUGGAUUAAGAAAUGAAUAUUAUCCUGAAUCAAUGGCAGAAGUAGGUCCAAUUUGUAAAUUUGCUGAAGACUUAACACCGAUGUUAAAAGUUUUGGUAGGUGAAAAAAUAUCAAUGUUAAAACUAGAUGAUCCAGUGGAUGUAACAAAAUUGAGAAUAUUUUAUCAAAAAAGUUCUGGAGAUAUUAGAACCAGUAGAGUGUGUUCUUCGAUGCGUUCUGCAUUUGAUAGGACAGUAAAACAUUUUGAAGAAAUAACUAAGAGUCCUGCUACUAAGAUCAAAAUACCUGGUUCGGAAUACAGUUUUAGAUUAUGGAGAUAUUGGAUGACUCAAGAAAAAGCUGAUUUUAAGAUAGAUUUAACUAAUGGAAAAUCCCGUGCAGAUGCAGUAGAAGAAAUUAAAAAAUUACUGUUUAAUAAAUCCGAUAUAACAUUUCCCGCAUUACUUAAAUUAAUAGAUGCAGAUUUGCUUCCAAAAGAAAAUCCUGAAUGGGCUAGAAAUCUUACUGUCGAGAUAAGACAAUAUUUAUUGGAUAUUUUAGGAAGAAAUGGAGUCUUAAUUUAUCCUUCUGCACCAUUUCCUGCUGUUCAUCAUUAUUCUUCAUUUUUGAGACCAUAUAAUUUUUCUUAUUUUGCUCUCUUCAAUGUUCUCAAAUUUCCAGCAAUACAAAUUCCACUUGGAUUAGACUACGAUGGUUUGCCUUUGGGUAUUCAGGUAAUUGCAGCUCCAUACCAUGAUCAUUUAUGUAUCGCUGUAGCAAAAGAAUUAGAAACUGCAUUCGGUGGUUGGGUGCAACCACCCCCUUAAGUGUUUACAUUAAUAUUUUAUUAUCUUCUUUUUUUUUUGUAUAAGUAUUUACAAUUCUUAUUGGGUUUAAUUUUCUUUAUAUUGAUCUAUUCUAGGGAUAUUAUUUAAUAUAUAUGGGAAAGCUGUUUAUUAGUUUACAAGCUAAUAUUUAUUUAUUUUUAAUGAAGUUGUUUAGUUAUUACUAUCUUUAUUUUUUUUUUUUUUUCAUUUUUAUAUGUCAUGAUAUUAUACUAAAAAUACGAACAAAUAAUAAGAGAGAGAACAAAUAUAAGUUCAAUAAUGCGCAUACAGUUCGAUACUUCACGAAAUUAAUAAUUAUAAUUAUUAUUAUUAUUAUUAAAAUAUUUCUAUUAAUAAUUAUUGUUGAAAUUUCUAUUU
This is a messenger RNA of Polistes dominula (European paper wasp), 2124 nucleotides long. Its product is annotated as fatty-acid amide hydrolase 2. Gene Ontology annotation, cellular component: endomembrane system. The record is from RefSeq and is a predicted model, not a curated record. Lineage: Eukaryota; Metazoa; Arthropoda; Insecta; Hymenoptera; Vespidae.